AUGGCCCUCCAGCCUGGUCUCAGAGCCUGCUCGCCGGGACUAAUGAUCUCCGAAUCAUUGACCAAGAUCACAGUCCAGUGCAUUACGCCCGAAUUCCAUGAAGAGUUCCAGCUGCGUGUUGAGUAG
Molecule: messenger RNA, 126 nt
Organism: Parastagonospora nodorum SN15
Lineage: Eukaryota; Fungi; Ascomycota; Dothideomycetes; Pleosporales; Phaeosphaeriaceae
Exons: 2
Coding region: 1-126 (41 amino acids)
Source: RefSeq, a predicted model, not a curated record